AUGACGACAGCAACUUCCAACUCCAACUUGGACUCUAACGUUCCUACCAUCAACAAUGGCUUCCUGGUUUUGCAUCCUUACUUCCAAUACUUUCAUCCCUCCGACCCUUACGUCAUUCAUGAUGACGCCACUACCAAAUCUUGUCCUUGGAUUCUAGAAACAGACCCCGGAAGAAAGUUCAAUGUUACCUGGAGAGUUCCUUCAAGCACCCUCUUGCUCAUGGACGGUUCCGAUUUAGUACCUUUGAAUGAUGAUUUGGGCAUCGGCAACCACCAGCACCCUAACUACUCACCCAUCCAACCGCAACACCAACAACAUCUUCUUCCUCCUCCUUCCUCUUCAACUUCUUCUGCAACAUAUUGUGGUUACGCGUGGAAGUUCGUGGAUGGCGAGGAGGAGAUGUUCUAUGCCGCCUGCGUGUCCGGGGUCAAGAAGCCGCAGAUGAGGUUCUUCCUUUCCAAGACAAAUCGCCUGGAGGUACAUUACACGGGAUCGUCUCAAAAACGAGAACACGCGAGGCUGCCACUACUCGAAUUCAAAGUGGUCGGCUGCAGCCACUACAAGCCACCUGACGGCACAUUCACAAAUGGACAUGAAGACAACAUGAACGUCGUUUGUAACACGUCCGGUCAAGUCUGGCACGUGACUUGUCAAGAUGGGAUUUGGAAGGGAACUGUUGGAAGCUGCAAUGGAGGCAACCAGGCACGCGAGAAUGCAGCUGUUCACAUAAAACCAUCUGCCAUGCCAAGACUGGAAAUGAAACUGGAUAGAGGUGUCAUAACGGCUGUGCUGGUUGGAAUACUGCUCGGUGGAACAUUUGGUGCCAUGCUGUUGCUGGGCAUAUUCAUUCUCAAGAGAAGAGAAAGUUCCAACCGCAACAGAUUGCAGCACAAAUCCAGCAGCAACAAAGCUAACAACAACAAAACAACAACCACCAACUUCAAUGAGACCAUCUACAACACUCCACCGAUGAACCAGCAUCACGUUCAUCCUGAUUACCAGCUUCAUCGGCAGCAACAGCUACAAAUGCAUCCACACAAGCCACAACAACCACAAUAUCGUCAAAUGAGCAACAACAGCCUCAACAGAAACACAGACAGAGAACACUUACAACAACUGCACAUCUCUGCUGACGUCAUUUCCGCUUGCCACCGUUGUUACGACGACCAUCCGCCGCCUUCCUAUUCGCUGGAUCAGCAAACCACGUGUACCUGUUUAGCCAAUCAACAAUCGCCUACAUGUUGCUACAGUGAUCAAACUAAACUUAUUUCUUUCACAGGAACGUCGCCAGAAAUAUCAUGCUGCCAUAGAAACUCCAAAAACGACUUGACUGCGGAAGGAUCUCUAGUGCUGACGAACAUGGCAGACAGGACGCCUGGUCACGUGAUCGAUGACGACAUCAUGGAGGGCGGGAAGAGCACAACAUUGAGCAGGGGCUCGUUGAGGAAGUUUUCGAAGAAUGAAUACCUGGCGGUGAAAAGUGAUGAAGUGGAUGAUUAA
Messenger RNA from Helobdella robusta, 1500 nucleotides. RefSeq lists its product as hypothetical. Lineage: Eukaryota; Metazoa; Annelida; Clitellata; Rhynchobdellida; Glossiphoniidae. The record is from RefSeq and is a predicted model, not a curated record. The transcript is spliced from 7 exons. The coding region runs from base 1 to 1500 and encodes 499 amino acids.